This is a messenger RNA of Marmota flaviventris (yellow-bellied marmot), 1379 nucleotides long. RefSeq names its product POP4 homolog, ribonuclease P/MRP subunit (gene Pop4). Lineage: Eukaryota; Metazoa; Chordata; Mammalia; Rodentia; Sciuridae. Gene Ontology annotation, molecular function: ribonuclease P RNA binding. The record is from RefSeq and is a predicted model, not a curated record. Gene Ontology annotation, cellular component: ribonuclease MRP complex; ribonuclease P complex. Gene Ontology annotation, biological process: rRNA processing; tRNA 5'-leader removal.
CGGCGCCAACUCCGCGCUCCCAAAGUCUCCGGAGGCCGACCACGGAGUGUCAGUGGAUUUCUCACACCGCGCAGCUUCGGGCACAAGGAACCUUUUUCAGCCGAAAUUUUGCAGAGAGAGCCUCCUCGUGGCUGAGAGCUACAGGACAGAGUGAAGAGAGGGAAAGAGUGAACGACGCUGAGGGAGACGUCAUCAGAGAGCACCGGAAGCGGCCCGACAAUGAAGAGUGUGAUCUACCGUGCUUUUUCUCAGAAAGAGGCAAAAGAGUACGAUGUUCAGCAUCAGGAAGCAAGUCAGGCAGAGGCCUUUGUGAGGGCCUUCCUAAAGCGGAGCAUGCCCCACAUGAGCCAACAAGCUUGUGAGGAUCAGCUGCAGCGCAAGGCUGUUGUUCUGGAGUACUUCACCCGCAGGAAGCGAAAAGAGAAGAAAAAGAAAUCCAAAGGCCUCUCCGCCAGACAGAGGAGGGAUCUUCGGCUCUUUGACAUUAAACCAGAGCAACAGAGAUACAGUCUUUUUCUCCCUCUGCAUGAACUCUGGAAACAGUAUAUCCGGGACCUGUGCAAUGGUCUCAAGCCAGACACGCAGCCACAGAUGAUUCAAGCCAAGCUGUUAAAAGCAGAUCUUCACGGUGCUAUUAUUUCAGUCACAAAAUCCAAAUGCCCUUCAUACGUGGGUGUCACAGGAAUCCUUCUACAGGAAACAAAGCAUGUUUUCAAAAUUAUCACCAAAGAAGAUCGUCUGAAAGGGGUUGCCAUGUCUGGAUGAGAAACUGGAAUUCUGCCCCACCUGGAGACCAGAAGCCAGUCUAAGGGAAAGCCACCAUCCAAAGACAACCACAGGCAGAGGAAUGGAUAGAAACAGUAUCCUUGAGAACAUGGCCAAACCAUUCGGUCAACCAACCCUGAAACUCUCACUUCUCAACUUCCUGUUAUACAAGAUUCCUUCUCACUUAAGCCAAUCCAAUUUGGAGUUUCUGGAGUUCUGCUACUUGAAACUGAAAAUAUCCUCACCAAUGGAAGAAUGCAGACACAUCCCUUACUCAAGCAAUCCUUGGAAGUAGUAACUUUCCACCAAGGUCACCAAUGAAAAAACCUUCACUCUAGAAAGGUGCAAGGUGUCAAUCAAGACCAUAUAUCUCCUCCUCCUGAUCAGAAAGCUGAGCAGAAUUGAACUAUUUAAUAGAUUGAAACUGUGGAAAUCAAACUCAAAAUUUGACCUAUGCAAUAAGGAAAAAAAAAGUGUGUGUGUGUAGGAGGGGUGUGAUAUGUUGGAUAUGUAAUCGAAAGCGAUUGUAACUUCUGACAUGACUGGAUUUUGGGGGGUUCAAAGAUUGUCAGGAAUGUGCCUUUCUCCAUCUCAACUGUGUUUUCUUUCAUGAC